This is a messenger RNA of Tigriopus californicus, 5367 nucleotides long. Its product is annotated as MAP/microtubule affinity-regulating kinase 3-like. Gene Ontology annotation, molecular function: protein serine/threonine kinase activity; ATP binding; tau-protein kinase activity. The transcript has 16 exons. Gene Ontology annotation, biological process: protein phosphorylation; intracellular signal transduction; microtubule cytoskeleton organization. The record is from RefSeq and is a predicted model, not a curated record. Gene Ontology annotation, cellular component: cytoplasm. Lineage: Eukaryota; Metazoa; Arthropoda; Copepoda; Harpacticoida; Harpacticidae. The coding region runs from base 1019 to 4861 and encodes 1280 amino acids.
UAGCUUUGACUGCCAAUAAUGUUAAUUGCCUUGUUCAGUCUGCACUAGUCACUACGCUCAGGUUAUUGAAGUGUUUCGUUAGAGAUUCUUGUGGGUUGGUGCUCUUCAUCAGCAUCAUCAGUGGUUUCACCCACGCAAAGCCCAUGUCAAAUCGGGGGCAGAGUAACAGCAUUACCAACCGCGAUGAGAUUUUCAGAGUAUAAGCGUUGAUUAGACGUUCAUCCAAGUUUCGACGAGAAAUCUCUGAGAAGCAAUGUGAUGUAUUUUCGAAUCAAGUAUUGGAAUAGGCAAGUUCCAUCAAAGAUUGGAUCCUGAUCCAAAUAAGUUCUUCCUCAUCGUGUUAUCUGAUAGUGCACGACGGCGCCUCUUAUCUUCCUAAAUACAACCAAGACUUGGACAGGUCAAACUUCGUUAAAUAAGGAACCGUCGUUUGACUGGCAGAGACUGUGAAGGGGCCAUAGUAUGCACAAUUUCAAUGUGAACCCCCACUUGUCAGUCCGAGGAGGAGCUCAUGCUGAAGAUCAUCAUCCUCACCCAUGGUUAUUGGUGCCGUUGUUGUUACCGUCGUCGUUGUUGUUGAAUCCCUCGAAUCAACCUGUCUCGCUUGGUCUUAACCAACCUGUUGACUGCUUGGAUUCCUCUGUCUUUAGCAUUUCGUCGGCCGCUAAACUUUUGAGCUCGAAUCCAGCUACCUCAAACUGCAAUCACCUCGACUACCUUCUUGACUCCUACUCCUUGUCCUACUGUCCUUCGGAUCUUGGAGGAGCCUGUGUUAGCCACCAAUACCAUCGCCAGUGCGAUCAGCUAAGAAGUUUUGGCACCCUCUACAGCAACAGCAUUCCUGGUUGGUCGAUACUCGCAACCACUACCGCUACUACCACGGCCGCCACCACCACCACCACCACUAGGUCUGCCAUCCCCACCGCCAAGGCAAACAUCAUCUUGUACACGGAGAAGAACGAAAAAGAACAAGUACGGCAAGUGCUGGAAGAGAACAAGAAGGACGAGGAGCAGCAGUAUGCUCAAGCUACUACGUAGGAAGUCGUUUAGGAAGUCCAAGGAUUUCAAAAUUGUUAACGGCGGCAGCAGUCAUUCUGCAUUUUCGGGCACCAGUUCAGGGAAGAAUCAGCGAGACCAGUCCAAUCAUCACAAUUUCCAAAAUGACAAUGGACUAGCAGAAGACGGAGGACAUUAUCGAAGUACUUCCAAUUCUCAAUACAGUUUCAACAGCUGGGAUCGAAGAAGCCAGGCCAGUGGGCCUUAUCGAUACUCGUCCAUCUCUACCCACACUGUGGGAAUAGAGUCUCCUCCUGAAAUCCUCCAAUACGCGAGGCCACCUGAGAACCUUACCAGUCCCCUCCGUGAAUCCUCGGGAGUGCUCCAAGAUAGCUUAGUGCCAAGUCCUGGGCUUCAAAAGAAGAUUCAGGAGGAAUCCCAACAGUUCUACGAAAGUGAAGUGAGUCGGAGGCGUGGUUCACCCACCUCCAAUUCUGUCCACCGCACUCCGGGUAAGAAGAGUGCCAGUGGGGGAGGCGUGAUAUCGGCUUUGCGUCAGAGCUUUCGACGAAAAAGUACUAGCGCCCGACUCCAACGACAACAAAUCAAAGAGCAACGGAAAACCUCUGCCUCACAAUACUCAUCCAGUGUGCCAAGAUCCGUCUCGCACCAACAUACUCCAGUGUCUCGAAAGGUUUCAGGGGACUCGACCCGCUCCAGUGCCUUCAGCAUUAACACCGCAGCCUCAAAAAGAAGUGGUUCUGUGGUCUCAAUUAAAUCUGGUCAGCCCGGAGGGGGUCACUCAAUUUCCAGGAACCUCUUGCCUGGACGUGCAGUGGACCCAAUCCGACCGGUAGUUGUUGUGCCCCCGUUCCAACAACAGUUGUUGGAACACCCAAUUCUUCCCAGUAACGGGAAAAUAAGCCCAAGCCCUCUCGAGAAGCCCGACUCUUCAGUAGAAUCCAACAUGGCUACAGCUGUUACUCCCACAUCGCGAAGGAAUCAUGCCUCCAAUGAUAUGGAACGCUCCCUUUUGACAACCACGCCCUCUAGGCAGCAAAGAUGUCUUCCCCAAACGCCAAGCCAACCGUCUAGAACGGGCUUGACUCCAACGACAAGCUCUCAUAGCUACUCCAGAGAAAGUAGUAAAUCUACGGCUGUAGUGACCCCAAAUUCAGUGAUUGCUCCUGCAAAUGGCACGUCCAGUACUUCAUGUCCUAGACCUGCUCAGAGGCAUUCGUUACGAAACAAGGGUGGCGACAUGAGUUCAGCCCGUAUUUCGUCACGCCGUGCUGGCGAGGAGCCGCAUAUUGGUAAAUAUCGCCUUCUCAAAACCAUUGGAAAGGGGAAUUUUGCCAAAGUCAAAUUGGCCAAACACAUCCCCACCGGAAAAGAAGUGGCUAUCAAGAUCAUUGACAAGACCCAACUUAAUCCCGGCAGCUUACAGAAGCUGUUUCGUGAAGUCCGCAUAAUGAAAACGCUUGACCAUCCCAACAUUGUGAAGCUGUUCCAAGUGAUUGAGACCGAAAAGACUUUGUAUUUGGUGAUGGAGUACGCCAGUGGAGGCGAGGUCUUUGAUUACCUCGUCCUUCAUGGCCGAAUGAAGGAAAAAGAGGCCAGAGCCAAAUUCAGACAGAUUGUAUCGGCCGUGCAGUAUUGUCAUCAGAAGAAAAUCAUCCAUAGAGAUUUGAAAGCAGAAAAUCUCCUCUUGGACAGUGAAAUGAACAUCAAGAUUGCGGACUUCGGAUUCAGCAACGAAUUCCAGCCUGGAAGCAAAUUGGACACGUUCUGCGGUAGUCCUCCCUAUGCAGCCCCCGAGUUGUUCCAAGGGAAAAAGUACGAUGGUCCCGAGGUGGACGUUUGGUCAUUAGGUGUGAUACUCUACACGCUAGUCAGCGGUUCGUUACCCUUCGAUGGGUCAACCCUCCGGGAGCUCCGGGAACGGGUUCUCCGGGGAAAAUAUCGCAUCCCCUUCUACAUGUCAACCGACUGCGAGAACUUGCUCAAGAAAUUCUUAGUCCUCAACCCAGCGAGGCGAGCCUCUCUCGAGACCAUCAUGAAGGACAAAUGGAUGAACAUGGGCUACGAAGAAGAGGAACUCCUUCCGUUCAAGGAGCCCAUCUUGGACAUUAGUGACACAAAACGAAUCGACAUGCUCGUGACCAUGGGCUACAAUCGGAAAGAGGUGGAGGAAUCGCUUCGAACGCACAAAUUCGAUGACUCGUACGCCAGUUAUCUACUCUUGGGACGACGUUCCACAGACGCCGAAAGUGAUGGAAGUCGGUCGGGAUCGUCUCUGUCCCUUCGCAAUAUUGGACCUGGAGGCGGCAGUAGUGUGACCACCGGUGGUGGCAAUGCAGGUGUUCCAUCAUCGGCAAAUCCGCGGGUGAGCAACAACAACCAUUCGGUCCAAAGUUCAAAUUUCAAGCGAACCAACACCGUGGACACGGCUACCAUCAAGGAAAAUUCGGCGCGAUUGGCCACGCCCACCCGACCUUCUACAGCCUCCAAUGCUACUCCUAGCAAAUCGAAUGCCACGCCUUUAGAUAGUAGCCGAACCACCUCGCCGAAAACUCGGAUUACGAAGUCGAACACCAUGUCGAACGCGACGGGUCGGACCAUGUUGGGUCAACCCGCGCAAAACCGGAGAUCUGCCUACGAAGCCACCACCAAGUUGUCCACGUCCACGGACAAGACCAAUCAAUUGGGAUCGACAGCGGAUCCAAGUGAUUCGUCUUCCGCUGCCACCCUCAACACACCAACCAACGACCUCGACUUAUUGUCAGUAGGCGGCGGCGGCGGCGGCGGGGGCGGGGCUGGCGGUCAAAUACCACAGCGUCCCGCCACCGCGGCGGUUGUGAGUCAGCACACCAAGAGCGCAUCGAUGUCGGUCAGCUCGGUACCUGCGGCAGACGGUGGAGGCGGCGGGAGUGGCGCUACGGGUGGGGAUGGUAAUCGCGGUCCGUCGGCUGCCACCUCUUUGGCGGGCGGGGUGGAUAAGGGGUUUGAGAGUAAUGCCAGAGAAGGAGCGGCAGCGGCCGCCGUGGGCGUGGUGGACAAUUCAGCUGCCAGUAAACUGCCCCUGAGCCCGACGGGAAGAUCGCCAGUGGUGGGCGGAGCCGCUCAGUUCUCGCGCAACGUGCCCGAGCGCUCCACCUUCCACUCGGGACAAACCCGGGUGCGACCCCGACAAUCCGUGGGCCAAUUCGGAAUGCCAACCUCGUCGCAAGACACCUCCUCGUUGAAUCCUGGAGUGAGGCCUGCGAAUUUCUUCUCAAAAUUAUCGUCCAAAUUUUCCAAGCGCUCCGUGUCUGAUUCGAUUUCUAGCCCAUUGGAUGGUCAAGGUGGUCCAGGCAUUCCACUUCCUGACCAAUCCAGCCCCAUUCCUCAGGGCGGCGUCAGAAAUGUCAGAUCGGAGUCAGCAAAUUCACAAUCAUUACGGUUACGUAGCAAUGAAAGGGAUCGGAGGAUUUCCGUCCUGGCCAAGGGACCGUCUCCAAGUCUCAACCACCAUCCAACCCCAGGAGUGAACAGCAAUGUGGUCAACGAAAGUGGUGAAAUCAAGCCUCGCUCUUUGCGAUUCACGUGGAGCAUGAAGACGACCUCGUCCAGAGACCCAAACGAAAUCAUGUCGGAGAUUAAGAAGGUGUUGGAUGCCAAUAAUUGCGACUACGAGCAACGGGAGCGUUUCCUUCUCCUCUGCGUGCACGGAGAUCCCAACACGGAUUCAUUGGUUCAAUGGGAGAUUGAAGUGUGCAAACUGCCCAGACUCUCGCUCAAUGGCGUGCGUUUCAAGCGAAUCUCCGGCACUUCGAUCGGAUUCAAGAACAUCGCUUCCAAGAUUGCCAACGAGCUCAAGCUCUAAUCCAUUCCCCCCAAACCCCCAAAACUCCUCCUUUAAAGAAGAAAGGCUCAAUCUCCAGGAGCUUCAUAUCGUCGCCACUUCUGCCCGUGAACCACCGUUGUGCGCCGCUAGCCUCUGAGCUAGCGCCUCGAGCGGUAUCGAGCUAAUGACUUGCCGACUGACCAACUGACCCGCCCCGCCGUCCGUCAGUCUGGUAGUUAAGAAGUCAUCUGAAUGCCCAUCUGUCGAUGCCACCCCACCAGUACUCUUGUGCUCUUGGUGGUGCCGGAGAGAACUGACUCGCUUGGUUCUUUCUUUUAGUGCGUGAAGUAAACAGUGAGAACUCUAAGUAACGAGCGGUCUCAUGAUCGAGGCCGGAUCCGACAUAGAUUCAGAAAAAGGCCGUCAUUGACUGGUGAACCUCGAAUGAACUCGCCACAACUCCCAUAGGAUGCAAGAUGAAUUUCUUAUGCUACGCCUCCCCUUCCCAUGUUCCACGUCAACCCCUUUGGGGCUCUGCUCCGCCC